Molecule: messenger RNA, 729 nt
Organism: Guillardia theta CCMP2712
Lineage: Eukaryota; Cryptophyceae; Pyrenomonadales; Geminigeraceae
Exons: 11
Coding region: 74-634 (186 amino acids)
Source: RefSeq, a predicted model, not a curated record
GCCUGCGGGGCAGAAGGAGGAGGGCAAGGGAACAGGAGCAGAGGAGGCGCAAGGAGGGGAGGAAGAGUUUCAGAUGGAUGACACUCUGACCGUCACGAAACCCUUGAGAGCUUUUCUCACCGAGUACCACAAGAACUAUGUGACAGAAAGAGCGUUGGUCUCUCAGAAUCAGCUUCUCCCUCGGGCCGGCAAGCGUCCUGAAGUGAUGAUCAACAAGCAGUUCUCCCGAGACGUCCCCAACCUCCUGAGGAUCAACGGUCAUCCUUGCGCGGGAGAGACUCCGGAAGACAAGAUUCGCUUCGCCUACGACAACAUCGUCCGGGCAGUCGAUGGCAACACGGAGAAGGCGCAGCGAAUUACUUUGGUAGCGAAUCAGAACCUCGGCAUCUUCAUGUACGAGCUGCUCGUCAAGGCGAACAGUCACCGCAAGGAUGUCGUCGUCAUGCAGGUCGGCGAGCAUCACCUGGACGUGAGGACGAUGAGGAGAGGAAUCGUGAUUGUGUUCGAGGCUCUCUUCCGCCUGCAGAAGAACGACAGUAUCGAGUUGGAAGGAGAUGUUGUCAAAGGGUUUGCAAAGGUUGACUUUGUACACAAGAAUGUUUCUUUCAGGUUCUCGAAACCGAAGAGUUCAUGAACUAGUUCAGUCAUUAGUGUAUGUCAGAAAAGUCUAUCACCUCUCGUAAGAUCAUUGUCCGCUGAUGAAGGACUCAAACAAAGCAUGACCAACGC